Messenger RNA from Bursaphelenchus xylophilus (pine wood nematode), 6002 nucleotides. NCBI's taxonomy places the organism in Eukaryota, Metazoa, Nematoda, Chromadorea, Rhabditida, Aphelenchoididae. The record is from the annotation of a GenBank genome assembly.
AUGGCCACAGCCAACACAACCCAACCGCUGUCGCCGUUCCUCAACACAACUUUCGGCCGUACCGCGACGUCGCAAGCCGGUCCGCAUUCGCCGCACAGUGCAUCACAAAAACCGCAGACCGCGGCCACAACAAACGUCGGAUUCCCGGGAUUUGGGAUGAAUUUGAAUAAUUUAUUGGCGACCAGUACCAGUGCUUAUGGGAUGCUGCCGUUGAUGCAGCAGUUCAUGAAGUCGGGGCAGUAUGGAUCGUCGCCGAAUUCGGCAGUGCACGGUGCGUUUUUGCGGCUUUUAAGUUGGAUUUUUUUCAGUUUUUGAAGCAUUUGUUCUGUCAGCCAAAUUUUUAUCGCAAUGGAAAUCAUUUUCAGAGUCGGAAAGUCGCGCCUCAUCCACUUCCAUGUCGCUGAAUGCCGCUAGUCCCGGUUCGGCAGCCAAAAGUGAGUAAACAAAUUACUUUUCCUCCUCCAAAAUUACUGGCUUGACCCUUAAUUUAACCGAGAAAAAAGUCAUCGUGCCCUGCGGCGGUUUUAUGGCCGGCUCGGUCUGUUGUCGCCGCGACCCCAAAUUGGAUCCGCGGAUCGUAAACUCGGAGGGCUCUUAUUUGUUUUCAUUUACGACUUAUGGGAAAGUGACAAUGGUUACAUAACGCUCAAUAUGGCCCCAUCUGUUGGGACAAACAGCCGCAGUUUAUUGCACUGUGCGGGGCACAAAAUAUUUUAAAGUAAAUUUUAAAGAAAUUGAGCAAAAAUUUUAGAAAAUUUUGGUAAAUUUAGAGUCACCAGACGAUACAAAGGCUGUCUGAAGCAAAAAAAAUUAUUCAUCGGUUAUUAAAAUCUUUUUUCCAAGAUUUUUUCAAAACUUUCCCGCACAGUGCGCCACCGCACAGUUUUUGCACUAAUCCGUAAGCUAAGAACAGUGCGCUCCCGCACAGUGCAUCUAAUAAAAUUGGAAACUCAACUUUAUAGUAAAUAUUCGUAAAAGUCGGACUCAUUAAGAGUAUUAUGAUCAUCGAUCAGCCAGCCAUGAUCAUAAAUUAACACCUUUUUUGUUACCGCCAGAUAAAUUGAGUGCGGCAAAAGUUUGCAGGCGGAAAAAAGUUUAUAAAUCGUCGCACUGUGGGAGAUUGAAGAUAGUAAAAGCAAAUGAGAGUGUCAGAAUGAGGGUGGUUGUAGUGACAGUUACGUGUUUAUGUGGUUUUUGGGAGGUCCGAUGGAGAAGAUGAAGGUCUUUUUUGUACAGUUCACUGCAAAUUACUGGGUGUGAAAGGGUUUAAUUCAUUUUGUAGGGUACGACGCUAUCUGCGAUAGAAUUACCGGCUUUAUUAAGACGUAAAACUUAUUUAAGAAAGCGUUAUCUUACUUUAGAAAAAUCAAAAACUUUUUUUUUGAUUUUUAACUCAAUUUGCCUUCGAAAACUAACGACUUUCCUCAAGGAUAAAGACCUCUAAAUUCCGUCUGGAUACGCUUAGACUACAGUAUAUAAACGAUCCAUUUAAAUCCGUUUGGGAGGGUGGAAUGCGAAGAGAAUUAAGAAGGCGAUGACCUGUAAAGACGAUGCGCUGAGGCGACAUAUGGUGAAGAGACUGAGCGAGAGGUUACUGUAUUUUAUAGGGGGGAAGGUAACGAGUAUUCUGAGUGACUGCAAGCUUACUUUGAGGAGAAAUUUUACAUAAAAAAAGCAAAAAAUGGGAAAUUGUAGAAACUGAUAAAGUAAUGGUUCCCGAAUGCGCAUUUUUGCUUGAUUAGUAUUCCCAUAUAUCUCUCACCAUGUUGGAAACCUAUUACUGGCCUUUGAUUUAUUUACUUUCUUCUUUCAUAAUGUUUUUUGGCCAAGUUUUGCAUAAAUUCCUCGCUUUCUCUCGCCUCAAAACUCUCUCUUCGACCGCAAACUUUACAAAAGCAAUCGAUGUUUUUAACUAUGAAACAGUUAAGUGUGUGUGUGGAGAAGCCGAGAUUGACGCACGGAUUCGGCACGGGCAUUAGUCACGCUGAUCGAAAAACGAUUGAAUCGUCCUUUGCCUUUUCGAUUGGGAUGAGUCGAGAGUGAGUCCGACCGCCUUCCUUGAAACAAUAUUCAAUCUGACAAGUUUGGGCUACAGUAGGCACCUGAAUUGAGGUUUGAACCCAAAAAAAAGUUGGGAGAUUUGAAGGAAUUCGGAAAAAUUAGCUUUGUGAUAAAAAUUGAAAUUGUUAGGAAGGCCUGUUUUUGGUGAGUUAGCUUGCAAAAAGUUCCUUGAGAUCUAUAGAAGAUAAUAGAGCAAACUUCCGACCUAUUUAUGGCAGACAAUUUUUACAAAAACCGGCCAAAUCUCGAGUUUCUGUCCUAAAUCGCUUAAAUCAUCGUAUUUGCCACAGUAUCCCAUCUUACCCCACUUCCUCUUCCCAAUCUCAUGCCGAGAUCAUAGGAUCUCGAGAUUCCUCAUCCUUCUUCCGGAUGUAAUCGAGACUUGAAGUGUGAAUCGAGAGGCGAUCAAAGGACCCGCGCCGCUCCUUCUUCAAAGGCCGCGCACCCUCUGUUUCCAAUCAAGAAUGUUGCGCAAUUUUAGUGUGAAGAAUGAAGGAUGGAAGAGCAUGAGAUUAAUUGGGUUUCGGGAAUUUAGUCGGCUCGCCCAUUGUUACUCAACCGACAAAAAUGCAGUUGGUUUUUGCAGAGAGACAUAUUGGGUGGGUAUGGUGUAAAAGAGGGGCUGUAAGGAAGUAAACACUAGAGUUCAAAAAUUGAUAGUGCUUUCAGAGUCUUUUCUACGGUCCAGUCUUUGUUAUAAAGUUUACUAAGCUAGUGUCAAUUAAAGCAAAAGUGAAAUAUAGCCAAAAAACCUUAUACUUGAUAUUAGUCUAGAUGUUUUUGAUGGCAAUCUUCAAUUUUACAUCAAAAAACGUCCAAUUUUUAUUUCAAAAGAUGUUUAAAAAUACAAAACAAGCCUUCGCCUAUCUAGAAACCGCAUAACCCCUCAUCAAGCCCUUUAAAUUACCUGCAAAGUCAUCAAUAUUGAACUAGACAUCAAUCCCCAAAAUCUACGGUAAUAAUCAAAUUUAUGGCCGGACAACAGCGGAUCCGUAAUGAAUUCCCCACCACCAAUAAAUCCUGGAUUUAUUCGUACAGUAGCGGUUAUUUAUUGUGUCUCGCUGGACGUCUUUUCUGUUGAAAUUUGCCUCCGGCCAAAUCUCUUUGAAGUCGGCGCGGAAAUUGAGAUUUAUAUUGAGUUGGAGUUAUGGAAUCCCAAAGUUUUUUAUGUGUUUUUCGGGAGUGCGGACAUCUCUUCGGGGAGGCAUUAACGGUUCAGUUUGGGUUGUCAAAAAGUUAUAUUAUACUGGAGAGAAGAUUGGAUUCAAAUCUAGCAACUUUUGCAUGCCUAAAAUAAGGUAAAAACAGCGCUCAAAAGUCUCCCUUCUAUCUCAUUAUUUGACCAAUAUUAAUUUCCUAAUCUGCCUAUUCAACUUUUAUUGUCUUUGUUUUAUUCUCGACUCUCUUUUUUAUUGUCUUUACGCAAUGAGAUCCUUAUCCAGCUGGGCGUCGAUCGUUUGUUUGGACUGUUAUGGGGUUUUAUAGCGAGGGGGAUGAUGAGGUAUUGUGUAAAGCGAUUGGAUCUGCGGUUAUUGACACUUCUAUGGGGGCGAACAUCAAGAUUUCGCUAAUGAAAAAAGGCCAAAAAAUGGGGAGAUAGAACCAAAUGUCCUCAUUUAUUGUAAGUGCCAUAUAUACCUGGCUGAUGUAGCUACAGCAAAAUAAAUUUAACCAGCUAUAAACUGAGUCUUGAGCUUUGAUUUGAACCUUGGUUCUCAUCUCAUUAUCAUUUCCUAGCCCUAUGUCAUCUAUUAUAUUAUCCAUGCCUUCUAUUUUCUCCCCGCCCUUCCCAUCGCUAAAUUUGGUAAAUAUCCCUUCUGUUUACCGUAGUAAAUCAUCUUUCUGUCAUGGUCCACUUCUUCUCCUCAAACUCUCCAUCCUUUUCUACUCGUAAAAUUUGCAUAAAAUUGAGAGAACAAAGCCGGGAUGCACCUCCAAAUAAAGCCCUGGAAUCGACGGGUAAUUUAUUCAUUACAUUCCGCGCUCACUCAUUGUAUGCGAAGGAGAAAAGUAACCCAAGAAAAGCGAAGACAUUUAUGGGUAUUUGGGUUCUGAAAAAUCAAAAAAAGGUCAUGAAAAUAUAAAAAAUAAGGCAAAAUUUGAAAAAGUUUUUGAGAAGCUUAGCGAUUACUGUAGGCAGCUUUAUGUAAAGUCAUCUUCGAGGGGAGGAUUUGUUAAUUACCUGCAAAAAGUACGAAAAUCCAUGAAACAAUUGACCGUGAAAUUAAAACGGAAAUGAAUUCGGGGGGAUCAAUCUGCGCGCCGACAAAGGAAGGCCGAACAAAAAACGGCUGACAAAGACGAACGGAAUCAAUUUUUGCUCCAUUUUCGCGCUAUUUCACAUGCACUGGCUGAGGUCCGGACUUGCGACAGUACUGUAUAUAAAGUUUAUAGCAUCUAAAGACGUAAAAGUCGUAUGUCAUAAGGCGUAUAUGCAGUUUUAUUAUAUCUUUUACCCAACAAUUCUUCUUAUUUUUUUGUUCUUCUCAAAGAACUCACUCUUUUGGCCAAGUUCCGACCUAAUUGCCAAGCCCGAUCAAUUAAGCGCGGCCCUCUUCUCUAAUAAACAUACGACUUUUGUUUAUCCAUCCAUCGCUCUGGAUUUGUCGCUGAUUUUACGACCCUCCGAUAAAGGGCUCAAGAUGUAUUAAUUUGCAUAAAAAGUGGCGCAAGAAAGAAAACAAAAUGAAACAUAAAGCCGGGGAAUCAAAAUAAAAUAUAGUCAAAAGUUGGGCUCAAAAAUGAUGACAAUUGGGUGGUUAAAAUAAAGAAAAUUUUUCAGAAUUACAAUGCGACAACGAAGGGAACAUAACCUGCCCCAUUUGUGAGGAAAAAGUUGGCCCAAACAGCUACUUGGAACAUCUGGAAUUUGAGAGAAAAUCGUUGCUCGAGGCAAUUAAGAGGUGAGAAUUUAAAAAUUCAUCAAGAUUUGACUAAAUGCAGCCUCUAAAACUGCAAUUUUUAUCAAGCUUAUGACCGUUUUUUGGUUUAAAAUGACUUUUUUCUAGUCUCAAAUCGUCCGCGUCAUCCCGCUCCCAUCUGAAUUCGCCCCAAAGUGCAUCUCAUGGACUUUUUGACGCCGAAUCCUUGGCCAAAUCCGCGAAUCAGCGGGAAAAGCGCAACUUUGAGCUCCAAAGAAUCCGACUGAACCAACAAAAAAGACUGCAAAUGAAAUCACACUUACUCUCAACCACACCCCUGAGGGCAUCAAUGGAGAGAAAUCACAGUUUCGGCGAUGAAAUAAACUCCCAGCGGUCAGGGUCGACAUUAUCCUUGAAUUCGGAGGACAAAAAUUACUGCAAAUCCUGCGACAGGAUCCAGGAAUUCUUGGUAAUUAGUGUGGGAUUGGACGAACCACGAUGCAUGGAGUGCUUCUACAAGUACAGGAGACAAGUUGGAGCACUGCCGUUGACGGUGGGUCAAUUUUUUUAAAUUGGUUUUAAUGCACUGUGCAGCAAUUUUUUUGAUUUUGCACGGUGCAUCGGUAAUAGAGAUAAAAUUUUGCACAGUGCAGUCCUAAAACUUUUAAUUUUUUGCACGGUGCGGCCAGAAAAUUGUCUUUUUCGCACUGUGCAGCAAUUUUUUACUUGUUUGAUUUCGCACGGUGCGCUCAAAAAAAAUUUUUUUGCACUGUGCACCGGUAAUAGUGAUAAAAUUUUGCACAGCGCAGUCCUAAAACUUUUAAUUUUUUGCACGGUGCGGCCAGAAAUUUGUCUUUUUCGCACUGUGCAGAGCAAAAAAAAAUAAAUUUCAUUACUUGUGACUAAUUUUUAUUUCUUCAGAUCACCGAGUCCCCCACAGAAGACCCGAACAGUGGCCCGAGCUCCACAAAUUCCACCAAAAGUCCCAGCCAAUUCCAUUCCAUCGACGAGAAUUCGAUUAAAGAAGAGCCCGAUGAUGCCCCCACUCCAAAGCGAUGUCGAUUGGAUUCGAAUAUAUAA